This is a messenger RNA of Oncorhynchus gorbuscha (pink salmon), 2903 nucleotides long. RefSeq names its product purine nucleoside phosphorylase-like. Gene Ontology annotation, molecular function: purine-nucleoside phosphorylase activity. The transcript is spliced from 6 exons. The record is from RefSeq and is a predicted model, not a curated record. Gene Ontology annotation, cellular component: cytoplasm. Lineage: Eukaryota; Metazoa; Chordata; Actinopteri; Salmoniformes; Salmonidae. The coding region runs from base 201 to 1082 and encodes 293 amino acids. Gene Ontology annotation, biological process: nucleoside metabolic process.
AUACCCUCAAAGUAAACUUCCGAAACUUUUAGAAGCGGCAGUACUGAGUUGAGUUAGCUAUGAUUUAAAUAGGCCUAUUUAUCUCUUUACAAACGUUUCACACAUUUAGUCUCAUUGAGUUUAUCCAAACUUGUCAGGUCAGUUAGUCGGUCCAUAAUUUAUUUGAAAAGUAAUUUUUGGCAACUUGCAGGAGCAUCAUCAUGUAUCCACAAUCUACAGUGGGGUGCAGCUUUGAGGAGUGCAGUGCUACAGCUGAAUGGCUCCUGUCCCGGACAGAGAUACGCCCCCUGGUGGGGAUAGUUUGUGGCUCAGGCUUGGGAGGCUUGGCAGAAAUGCUGAAAGACCAGAUGGCAUUUAAAUACAGCGACAUUCCUAACUUUCCCCAGAGCACAGUGCAUGGUCACGCUGGCAGGUUGGUGUUUGGCAUGCUGAAAGGGAAAGCAUGUGUUUGUAUGCAGGGAAGAUUCCAUCUCUAUGAGGGAUACCCCAUCCAUAAGGUCACAAUGCCCAUGCGGAUUUUCAAGCUGCUGGGUGUGGAGACUGUCAUCCUGACCAAUGCAGCUGGAGGCCUCAAUCAGGACUACAAGGUUGGGGACAUCAUGAUCAUCAAAGACCACAUCAACAUGCCUGGGUUUGCUGGGAACAACCCACUGGCAGGACCCAAUGAUGAGAGGUUCGGGGUUCGGUUCCCCUCCAUGUCUGAUGCGUACGACAGGGACCUUCUGCAGCUGGCACAAGGUGUGGGGGCGGAGCUUGGCUUUGGUGACUUCCUGAGAGAGGGAGUUUACUGCGUCCUGGGCGGGCCCUCGUUCGAAACCAUCGCUGAGUGUCGUAUGAUGAACAGACUGGGGGCUGACGCUGUGGGCAUGAGUACGGUGCACGAGGUGAUUGUAGCGCGUCACUGUGGGAUGCGUGUGUUCGCCCUGUCCCUGAUCACCAACCAGGCUGUGAUGGACUACGACAGCCAGGAGAAGGCCAACCACGAGGAGGUCCUGGAGACAGGCCAGCUGAGGGCAAAGCAGCUAGAGCGACUGGUGUCCAACAUGGUGACCCACAUAGAGCACAACAAUAACGACGCCUGAUAACUCUGACUGAAUCUGGUUACACCGUGUGUGUAUGGGGGGAAGGGGGCAUUCCGUAAUCACCCUAUUGUACGUCCCCUAGAUAUCUGGCCACGCUGUUCUUUUUCUGUACUUUAACAUUCUUCACGGUAGCUGUUUGUUGACAACAUGAAUCAGUGUGUUAUGGAAACAUGACAAUUCGGAGUAAAGUACUAUUAUUUAUGAGCCCUGCACUAAACGUUUAUAAAUAUAGAGCUGUAUUGAGGUGAAUUGACCCGGUGCACUGACAAUUUAAUGUGUUAACUAUAUUUAUUUUUGUUCAGUUCAGAAAUACUUGCACGUUGUACAUUUUCUAACAAGUGUGACUAAUAUGUAGAUUUUAAAAUUAGAUGAUAUAGGUGAAGUAAAUUACCAAAACGUAAGGGUGUUCCCAUAAUAUAGUGGGCUCUAAAGUGCGACCAAUUUGGUCGCAAAUAGAACAAAAUAUUUUGCUGUGCGAACUGCAGUUUUAAUUUUGGAGCACAGAGAGAAUGGUAAAGGGAUAGCUUCUCAGGAGAUCCGUGAUUCUAGUAAAGAGGUUCAGUAUGAAGAUGAUAAGAAACUGCUUCUCCAAUAGAAAUCCCAGAUCAUGCAUGUAGUUAUGCGAUGUCCUGGCAAAGUUAGCUAGCUAAACUCAUGUGCGGAAACACACAUCAUUGGGUCGAACUGUCUGUCGUGUUGCACUGAACUGUGCAUUUGCAUUCCGUCAAAUCAAAGGCACUCCUUCGAUAUAAAUGAAAACGUGUAAGUUUGUCACUUUCACAAGGUUAUGACAUGUUCAGCUACAUUGGCUCGAAUCUAGAUUGAAAAUCGAGAAAAUGAACGACUAAGGAAGAAUUUUCCACUCAUUGAUUUCCCAAACCCCAGUCUGGUCUGUCGAGUCGGCUUUAAUGUUGUGCCUCUCUUGAGUUUAGAAACUCUGUGAUCAUAGCAAUGAGUGAAUGACGGUUGUAACUAGAGUAACUUUUACGUAGCAGGUUAGGAGAGCAUUUGAGCUAACCCUAUCCAUUUUAUACCCUUAACCUAAGUAUCGUAAUCAACCACGUUAUUUAUCCUAACUUGCUGCAUAUUUUCCCUCCUAACUUGGUGCAUAAGUUCUACUAACCUGCUAUGAAAAAGCCACUUCCGGUAAUGGCCGUACUCCUUUCUAGUCAAAACCAUGAAUGUCAGAUAUUUUGCAUAUAGACAUCACAAACUUGACGCCCUUAAAGAGACACUGUACCAUUUUCAAUGUAAUGCAUCUCAAUAAGAAAAUAGUGCUUUUGCAUAAUGUAGAAACCUUAUAUUCCCCACAUGACCAGUAUUUGUAUCAACAUUUUAUCUUUUUAUAAUAAACCAAUGUAUUUACAGCAUAACAUAUUCGUUUCCAGGGCACAACAUGUGCUUCAGAAGUAAAUAGAAUGAAUAUAGGCUAUAUAUGCUCUAUAAAAAACCGUUGCACUCUGAUUUUUUUUUUUACAGUUGGGAGCACCAGUGCUACCCAUGACAUGUUUGAAUUUAGAGCACUGACUGUAACGUGCUGUAAAUUAGCAGUGUGUUGGUGUAUUAACAAUUAUGUUCUCUGUAUAUUUUUAAUACUUAUUUAUAGAAGCACUUUUUAUCGUGUAAUGUAUGCUUUUUAGUCAACGUCUUAAAAGGGAUUAAACUAGAUUAUUUUACCUUCCAAACAGUGGGUAGUUUUAGCUUUGCCUUUAUAAGAAUGCUCAUGAAUGUGUAUAUCGAUGGGGAUUGAAAGGUGAAUAUAGGGUAUUUUGUUGGUGCUACACUCAAGUCUUACUGUCACAAUAAACGGAGUCAACUUGA